This is a messenger RNA of Bicyclus anynana (squinting bush brown), 7783 nucleotides long. RefSeq names its product hormone-sensitive lipase (gene Hsl). Gene Ontology annotation, cellular component: cytosol. Gene Ontology annotation, biological process: triglyceride catabolic process; cholesterol metabolic process. The transcript is spliced from 16 exons. NCBI's taxonomy places the organism in Eukaryota, Metazoa, Arthropoda, Insecta, Lepidoptera, Nymphalidae. Bases 257 to 2725 code for a protein of 822 amino acids. Gene Ontology annotation, molecular function: sterol ester esterase activity; triacylglycerol lipase activity. The record is from RefSeq and is a predicted model, not a curated record.
GGCCGAGCGACAGCGAGUGACAUUUAAUCAAUCUAUGUUUAUCAUUCGUAUAAUAAAGUCGUCAGUCUUUAAUCGGUUUACCUUACUAUUGAGGAAAAAGUAGUUAGUGAUUAUGCUCUAAAUAGCAAUGAAUAACAACAUCAAGUCUUCUAAACGUAAAGCACUGUUGAAAUAACCUAAAAUUAUAACAGACUUAUUAUUUUUAUACCGGUAUUAAAAGAUUAAAAUACCAUGAUAUUGGCUCACGGAAUAUUUUAUGGGGUUUAGGUUGAUAAGUCGUAGUUUGCGUAUAUUUACUGGUAAAAUUAAAAGGAUGGAAUACCCUGAUCCACCUGCGAAGGCGGGCUUGUGUUGCCCCAGAGAGUGCGUGGAAGGUUCUCCGCCGACGUAUGCUAUGUAUGAAGCCCUGAAGGAUUCGUGUCAGAACAAUGCUACAUACUUCCAACCGGAUGACAGUGAGAACGGCCAGCGUUUGUACCAGGGGUUCAUGACGUUGAUAGACCACAUUGACACAGUGUGGCCACUCGUCGACCACGUCCGAAAGGUAGCACCGUUAUACGACUUCGACGCAAAGUCCCCCGGCAACGGAUAUCGCAGUUUCGUCUCGGUCGUGGACUCUUGCGUUUUACACGGACUGAAACUGAGCCGCCAAGUCUGCACGGGGAGGGACGCUUUGCUCUUCCGAAAAGGAUAUUUCGUUAAGGAAGUAGAGUCCUGUGGACAACUGCUAGCGUCCCUGGGUACGUGUCUACAUCACCUGCAAACCCUCCUCUCCUGGGCACCUCCAGGAGAGUUGUUCCCAUCAGAGGGCCACUCUCCAGAGGAACUCUUCUCGCAGGCGGACAACAUCAAUCAGUAUUGCUUCUAUGGGAGAUGUCUUGGCUUUCAGUUUCUACCAUCAAUGAGGGGUAUACUUAAAGGUAUCUCGAUAUGCAUGGCCGGCUUCUCGGAGGCCUACUACAGCCAUGGGAACUUGAUCAGUUCAGUUUGGACCGGAGGACAGUAUUUGAUAGACCCGGAGAUGCGCGCUCGCAGAAUUGUCAACAUAUCACAGUCCGCUAGCAUAGAAUUCUGCAAGGCGUUUUGGUUUUUGGCUGAAAGUGAAAUAAUGAAGCGGGUGCCCAGUCUAAUGUCGUCAACGGUGGCCGUGAACAAAGUGUUCACAAUAGCCCCGGAGCCGCUCGUGGUCAACACUACUGAGGGCAAAGAGCUGACCGUGUUACCGCCCACCGUACAUAUAGGCCUGCAGGGACUGAACGUUAGACUGAUCAGUGUUAAUAAGCGAGCUGGCAUGGUGAGUGAAGGUACAUCAUCGUUACCAGCGUCAGAUGGCAUCCUCUUCCAUUGCCAUGGGGGAGGGUUCGUGGCUCAAAGCUCAAAGUCCCAUGAAACAUACCUAAGGGACUGGGCCGCCAAGCUUGGCAUGCCCAUCCUAUCGGUUGACUACAGUCUGGCCCCGCAGGCACCGUUCCCAAGGGCUUUGGAGGAGGUUUUCUACGCUUAUUGUUGGAUGAUUAACCAUUUCAAAGAGAUGGGUACAACUGGUAAAAGAAUAGUUUUCGCCGGUGAUUCUGCAGGAGCUAAUUUAAUAGCGGGAUGUACGCUGAAAAUAUUGAGUGCCGGCUUACGACCGCCUGAUGGUUUAUUCAUGGCGUAUGCCCCAUUGCUAGUCAGCUUCAUACCGAGCCCCGCAAGGUUACUUUGCCUGAUGGACCCCAUACUGCCUUUUGGAUUUAUGAUGAGGUGCCUUAAAGCAUAUGCGAGUCCAAACGCUAAAGGUGGCAAAGAUGACAAACGCUCAAAUAAAGAGCUUACCUCGUCGAACGCAACGACGCCAGUUGAAGGAAAUGGCUUUCUUAAAGUUAGCCCAUCACAAGAAGGCAUAAGCGAAGGUCCGUCAUCAUUCGAAGAGGUGUCCCCGUCGGAUCUAGCGGAGCUGCAGGCGCACAAGUCUGGCAGCGAACGAAGGAAGUCAUCUGACACCACCAUAAGCGCUGCGUCGCUUCAGAGCGAACACACUGCUACGGGUAUAACACCAACGGAGGACAAGUCGCAACAGUACGUAUCAGAUUUCCUUGAGCGGUACGUUUUCGACAGCGAUACGGACUCGGAGGGACGACGGUUCCCAAUCGUUAAGCCAAACAAACGAGACCUCUCCCACAGGGAACCGGAGUCGGAAAAUUCGAGUACAUUGGUUGGCGAAACACCUUUGAAACAAGAUUUGGAACAUACAGACAAAAAAAGGAUUAAAAGUCGUAUAAAUGAAGCGGCCACUGGUAUAAUGAGUGCGAUGUCGUCUCGCCUAGCGUAUAUAACGGGUUCAAAUAACAUAAGACCCACGCAAGAAGAGUUGGCGGUGCGAACUAAUCUAGACUCUCUGAUAGCGAGGAGUCCCUCGGACGAGUUCAUAUUCUCCGUGCCGAAGGACCCGCUGCUUUCUCCGUACUGGGCAGAGGAGCAAUUGCUCAAGAAGUUCCCUCCUGUCAGGAUACUGACUGUUCACCUGGACCCCUGCCUAGACGACUGCGUUAUGUUCGCUAAGAAACUAAAAGGUCUCGGCAACGAAGUCGGCAUCGACGUGCUAGAGGGCUUACCACAUGGAUUCUUAAAUUUCUCUCUGAUGGCCAAAGAAGCGAACGAAGGUUCAAAACUGUGUAUAGAACGUAUAAAACAAUUGCUCGACUUAGAAAAUCAUGCAACUACCCCCGAAAACAAUCACUUAUGAAUGUGCGGCCUCUGCGGUAUUACUAGGUCCUAGACCUUAAUGUGUGAUGCCUGUGCCUAAUGCAUAGAUUAAAAUUAGGCCCGACGCAAACGAGUGAUAUUAGUGGACAUAUAUAAACUAUUACUAAAGAUGACAAGACUUACAGCUUUUAUGAAUAAAAUGAAUUUUUGUAUGACACAAAAUCAUUAGUUUGUAUCGGGCCUUAGGUGGCGAAGAUAGAUAUAAAUAGCACAAUUAAAACAAAAUAGUCAAUGUACUUAAAUAAUACUUCAACGAGUUUUUUUAAGUAUUUUCUUUUAUACGGCUGUGUGAAACAGUUCCUUUGUAACUUCAAAAACAUUUAUGUAACUUGAAAUUGUAAAAUAUAUAUUUUGUUUAUUUUAUCUAUCUACACAAUAUAAUUACAUAUCUGUACGUAAAGGGAUAAAUAGUUUGAUGGUAUAUUGGCAAACGAUUGCCAAAGCUAAAAUAUAUAUUUAUUUAUUGAGUGACCUGAAAGUAUUAGGAGACCACAACAAGUUUAAAACAUAUUUAAAAAAACACUUUGCCUUUAAAACAUAUUUUUUUAAGUAAAAAACCUCGUUAAAUCCUUAAUAAAUGACAAUUACCAAAUCUUUAUUAUCAAAAUACAAGAUCUUAAUUGCUCCUUGUCUAUGAGUGACAAUAUUAGGUACUAAAUGUAUAUUUGAUAAAUAAAUUAUAAUAGUGGUAGUCCUAAAAUAAUGCCAAAUCUUUGGAUACUAUUAUUUAUGUAUUAAAAUUAUCGGCUAAAAUAUAAAACUUGUUAUUUAUCAAAGCCUCGCGUAUAAAGUGACAAAAACAUACUGAAAAAAUCAAUCCACAAUAUAAUUUAUUAUAUGCCACAGGUAUAGUAUACUCCAUAUACAUUUUACAAAAUUAAUUAAUUAUUAAAUAUUUUCUGUAAUAUGCAGCAACAAGUCAUUUCUAUUAUGUGCGCAGGCCUUUACUUUUAAUAAACAUAUACGUAUUCAAGAAAGUAAGCUAUUAUUAUAUUUGUAUGUUUUUAUUUAAUAAUUCAAUUAUGCCUGGAAAUGAAAUACAAACAAAUAUAGUUGAAAAAUAAGCACAUUUUUCGUACCUGUAGAAUGUUAUAAAAUUGCAGCACUCUAUCAUAUAGUCUAGAUUCUAUCACUUUCAAAUAUAACCCAUAGUGCUUAUUGAACUCUUAAUAAUAUGGUUGUGCACUAAUCAUUUAUAUAAUUAUCAACUUAAUUGACUAUACUUAUUAUUCAUUAUUAUUCGUAAUAUAUAUAAAUAUAUAUGUAUAUAGUACUAUUAUUUAAACGGGUUCAUACCACGAUAAAACGACGAGAUUUUUAAUGUCGAUAUUUCGACCCAGUUGCAUGGAUCGUGGUCACGACGGGACUGAAGUUGCGAGAUGAGAAGUGAAAACAGCUGUUAGGGGCAGAAAUAAAAAUCUCGUCGUUUUAUCGUGGUAUGAACCCGUUUAAAUAAUACAUAAUGAACAACCACGAAAUAAGUUUAAAAUUAUUAGCUUAUAUAUAUUUUUUUAUAGAAUUAAAGUGAAAAAGAUUGACUUUGUAAUUUAACUAGAGGACGCUCUCGACUCAGUUCGUCUGGAAAUCUGUUUUUUACCAAUUCUGUGGGAACCACACAGAUUAAAGAAUAAUAUGCAGAUAGAGCUCACGGAACACGACGGUGUUGUAGCAGUUCCAAAUAUAAAAUUCAAAAACUAAUACAUUCUCGAGUCAGUACAACACGAAGCGUCGCAUCAGUAAUUUUCAAUAUUAUUCAAGAAAAAUGGCGUCUUGUGUUUUUAAAUAUUUUAAAAACUGUACACAAAAACUAAAGAAAUAAAGAAGGAGUAUUUUUAUUAGCAAUUAGUGAUUAUUGUAUUAAAUUACGUAAUUGUUGUUAGUGUUAAAUUUUGAAAUACAAAUUAUGAAAAAAGUUUAUAUGCGGAUGUCAAGGAGACGUGACGUUUGUUUUUUUUUAUAGGUUUCACCGGCUUCUAAAGACUCAUUCUGCAUUAUUCUUUAUUCUAUGGGGGGGAACCAUUAAUUAUUUUCGUUUCUAAAAAUAAUUAUGUAUGUCCUGCUCUAAAGUCCAAUUUAUCUCUAAACCAUAUUUCACCCAAAUCGAUUCAGCGGUUUGGCCGUGAAAAGGUAACAGAAACAAAUUUACUUUCGCAUUUAUAGUUUUAGUAUGGAGCAUGGAUUAAAAGUAUUCAGAUUACAAAUCCAAUUCAAAUAUUCGACUACAAAAAUAGAUAAAAAUUAAAAACUUAAGCUUAUUGAUAGAUAUAACUUUAAUUUUAUUUGGCAGCUUGUUAAAAAAAAUUAAUAAAUUAAUUUAAUUUAGCUUAGAAAAUUUUACUUAUAUUAAUUUUAUUUUUGGUAUGCUAAUGUUUUUUAUGUUAUACUAAUUACUAUACAUCACAUUUUAAUUUUUCACAUAUUAUCAUUUUAAUUAUUUUAGUUACUUUGUACUUUUUUUUUAUUCUUUACAAGUUAGCCCUUGACUACAAUCUCACCUGAUGGUAAGUGAUGAUGCAAUCUAAGAUGGAAGCGGGCUAACUUGUUAGGAGGAGGAUGAAAAUCCACACCCGUUAUCGGUUUCUACACGGCAUCGUACCGGAACGCUAAUUCGCUUGGCGGUACGUCGUUGCCGGUAGGUAGGUAUACUUUAAUUAGUACACUUAAUGAAGGGUGUACAUUAAGCUUAUUAACAAAAUGUUAUGUGAAAGAAAAUAAGCCUUUUAAACAAAUACAACUUAUGUAAUACUUUCCUAUUUGAAAUGUUCAAUAUUUAUUCAAUACUAUUUUCAAUUCAUUCCUGAUUCGAUAAGCCAUAGGUUUAUAGCAUUAUAUCCAGUCCUGGAUUAGCCUAUAAGCAAUUUAAGUAAAUGGAUAUAUUAACUCGGAAAGGUAUCGAUACCGUAUCGUUUCAGUUCGUGAGCUUAUCUUUAUGCGAGUGGGUUACGUUACGAUUCCGAUUAGUGUGCAUUUCAGGGAGCGUUGCCAAACGUCCCGAUUUUUUUAUCAAAAUUAAAUGUCCCACGCGGAUCCGCUCAGUCCCGCUUUUCGGGAAUAACCGUGCGUAGUACACUUCUCAGACUAUUGUUUGGAACUCCACCUUUUCGUAAUGAAUAAAACUUUUGAUUUAGAUUUCUGUUUUUUUUUAUUUUUAUUUUUUUUUUAAUGUCCCGCUUUUGACGAAAGAAUCACGCCUUUUUCACUCAAAAAGUUCGUAAAUCCCGACAUUGCAAAAAAAUCUGGCAACGCUUGUUAAAGGACGGAGUUUCAUACAAAGAUAUAUCGUGUUGUUUCGAAGAUGAUCCAUUUCUGAGUAGAUAUGUGUGCUAUCUAUGCCAUUAGGGUAAUGGCAUAGAUCUCAUACUACAUAGGUAACUAAAAAUCUUACCCACAUUUAAAGGAAAUUUGAAUAAACUAAAAGUCAAACUCGAUAUUCAAUGUUUAUCAACAUAAAAUCAAAAAUAAAACUAACAUAUAUUAGCUAACUAUGUUCUUGCGAAUCUGUUACCUAGAUUUGUUACAAUAUUUUUUUUUAUAUAUACGGAUACAGCAGAUGUUUUUAUUACCUACUGACGUAUUAGAUUGUUAUCCUUUUUUUUUGCGAGAGAAUUUACCAAAGAUCUAUAUAUAUCUAUACUGUAAGUUACAUGAUACAUCACAAUAAAGACUCGAGCAAACACAGCAAAACGAUAAGUCGAAACAAAAUGUUUAAUUCUUCAAGUAAGUAGUAAUCUUUAACUUUUUUGGUAUUACCAAUAACGAAAUAGUUAGUAUAUCAGUAUUAUAUUUUUAUUUUUGGUAUAUUGAAUAAGUACCUGCCUAGGAAAAUAUACCUUUAUAACCGUGUGCAAACACGGCUAGUCGUUGAUUUGCAUUGAUGUGUGAAAUGUGUCUCUACCAUUAUUAACAUCACAAUUUUUAAUGCGAUAUUUAUGUAAUGUUUUUGUAAUAUCUAUAAUAUUUUUGAUAUAUUUUCUGUAUAACAAAUGCGUCUACUUAUAAAGCAUAGUAUUGUGCAUUAUACAAACAUUGUAUAAAAAUGCUGUAAAAAGUAGAUAGAUAUUGUUUUAAACCUAUUAUGUAAAUGUUGAUAUAUGUCUAAAUUAAAUGGAUAUUUGUAUAAGGAGGGUAGAACCGCAGAAUGUACGCAAUUACGCAUUGUAAUAUACUUAUAAUUAUGUAAAUUGAAUGAGUUAUAUCUAAGGAAGUGUUCAAAUUAACUACAGUAAUUAGUGUAUAUUACUGUAUUGACGUAUGUGACUUAGUACACAGGAGAGUCGAGUUUUUUUUUUUUUUUUUCAAUAUAUAUUUUCUCACACAUUAAAAAAAAAUAUGAAGUGAAAUGAUGUUCAAUUUAUGUUAAAUUUUGGGUGCGACGAUCUCUUAUUUUUUAUUAUUAGUCAAUACAUAACAUUCAAUAAACAAAGAUGUAUUAAAUAUAUUUAUAUCCUAAAGACCAAGGAUUUGACCAAAUCGAGACUAUUACGAAUAUAAUAAACAACACGUAAGUAUCCUGUGUUUAUGUCAAUAGGUAAUUGUUAAUGUUCUUGCCUACAUGUAUUAUAAAAAUAUAUACAUAGUAACUACUUAAUUGUUGAAUUGCAACUUGAAAAUAUUUUAAAGAUUGUUUAAAAAAUAUUUCCAUCAUAAAAUAUAAAUAUUUUUAGGAUUUAAAACAUUGUAAGCUGAAUCCGUACCAGUAAAAUAAAAUGUCAUAAUUUUUGUAUUGAAUCUCAGAAUUUGUCAAAUAAAAAAAAACAGCAAAAGAGCUAAAUUCUUUAUAUCACCUACCUCUAUAUAUUUAUUAAAUAUAAUUACAAAAUAAAGACAGAAAUAGUUAAGGUUGUUUUGCAUUUGCCUGUGUAUUUAUUUUACGUACCAAUAUUAUUUAUUUCAUAAAAAAAUAAUUUCAUUAUUGAAAUUUAAUAGUCUGUGAUAGUGAAUUGAAGCUUUUAGAAAGCAUAACAGUAUUCUAAAAUGCACGAAUGUUACAAUUAUUAUAAAAUGAAAAAUAAAUAAAUGUUUCUUAUUGUGUGGUUUA